AUGGCGCGCUGCGCCGUGCUCGCAGCGCUCGCCGCCGUGGCGCUGCUAGUGGGCGCUGCGAACGCGGCGUCCGUGGAUCUGUGCGGUGACAUCGAGGUCGACAUGACUCUGUUUGCGGUCGAUGAUGUCGAGCUCACGUGCCAGACGUUCGUGAAGUCCGGUGCGACGCUGACCAUCGAGGGCGGCACCACCAUCAAGGCCGUGGAGGUGGCUGAGGGCUUCGACGCGCCCGCGCUCGUCAUCGAACGGGGCGCAAAGAUCAUGGCGGAGGGUACGGCCGACGACCCCAUCACCUUCACCACUGCCGACAGCUCUCUGGACCCUGACGCCGAGGACUUCUCCGCGGAGAAGGCGUGGGGCAAGUGGGGUGGUCUCAUCAUCCUUGGGUCCGCCCCCCUAACGCUCGCUGAGGGCGAUGAGAACUCCGUGGAGGGCCUGCCGCAAGGCAAGGGUCUGUAUGGUGGUGACGACCCCGACGACAACUCGGGUGUGCUCAAGUACGUGCGCGUCUGGUACGGCGGCUCCGUCAUCGGUGAGAACAACGAGAUCAACGGCAUCACCUUCGCGGGUGUUGGAGCUGGCACCACCGUCGAGAACAUAGAAGUCGCGUACAACUUGGAUGACGGCAUAGAGUUCUUCGGCGGCACUGUGAACGCCAAGUACCUCUCCGUCCUGUUCUGCGGCGACGACGCCAUAGACACGGACGAGGGCUAUUCCGGCAAGAUCCAGUUCGUGUUCAUCGUGCUGGGCCGCGGCGGACACCAUGCCUUCGAGAUGGACAGCAUCCUCGACGGCGGCGACGCCGUCACCCCGCGCUCCUUCCCCCAGGUCUACAACGUCCUCAUCGUGGGCGGCUCCUCCGAAGUGGACGCCCCCUCCUCCGACGACCAGCUCUCCGGCCUCAUGCGCUUCCGCGAGGGCACCGCCGGCUCGUUCGGAAACAUCGUGAUGGUGAACGUCGGCGAGCACGGCGUCCGCAUGAACGACUGCGCGGAGGUGUUGAUCAGCCAGGACGGCGACGACGUCGGCCCCAACACCCUGUGGUUCUCCGCCAACAACAUCAUCGCCGCUGUGGACGAGCCCUUCAACCUUGACGACGGCUGCGAGGGCCUGGAGUCGCGCUCUGAGGCUGCACCUGGAUUGACGAUGGUGGGGAGCGUGAUCGACGAGAACGUGGCGUUCAUCGACCCGCGGCCCGUGUCGCGCGGCAGCGCCGUGUUCAACAGCGUGGAUGAGCUCCCCGACGACGAGUUCUGGACCCCCGUCGACUUCCGCGGUGCCUUCGACGAGGACCUCUGGAUUUCGGGCUGGUCCUUCCUGGACGACUUCGCCAGGAUCCCCGACAACAUCCCCGGCAAGAUCUUGGACGGGGACGUCGAGGCCGACACCACCUGGAGCGCCGACACUGUGUACCUGCUCACGGACCAGGUGUUCGUCAAGGACGGCGCUACGCUGACCAUCCAGGCCGGCACCACCAUCUUUGCGUACAGCGACAACGGCGCAGGCAAGGCCCCCGCGCUCGUCGUGGAGCGCGGCGGCCAGAUCAUGGCCGAGGGCAACGCCGAUGCCCCCAUCACGUUCACCUCCGCUCUCAACGCCAGGCACCUGCCCAGGAGGGGCACCUGGGGUGGUCUCAUCGUCAACGGUAAUGCCCCAAUCUCAACGGAGGGCGGAUCCAACGAGGUGGAGGGGCUGGAGGGCGUGCCCUAUGGUGGCAGUGACCCCACCGACAACUCGGGUAUCCUGCAGUACGUGCGCGUGUGGUACGGCGGAGAGGCGAUCGCUGCCGACAAUGAAAUCAACGGUAUCACCUUCGCCGGUGUGGGCAGCGGCACCACUGUGGACCACAUCGAGGUUGCGUUCAACCUGGACGACGGCGUGGAGUUCUUCGGCGGCACCGUCAACGUCAAGUACUUGUCGGUGCUCUUCUGCGGCGACGACGGCAUCGACACGGACGAGGGCUACAGCGGCAAGAUCCAGUUCGCGGUGGUGUUGGUUGGCGAGAAGGGCCACCACGCCACGGAGAUGGACUCCAAGACCAACGGCGACGUCAACUCGCAGCCGCGCUCCUUCCCCCAGGUUUACAACGCCCUCUUCGUCGGCGGCAGCGGCGUCCCGGGCUCCCCCAGCUCCGACGACCAGGACCUGGGCCUGAUGCGCCUCCGCGAGGGCACCGGCGGGGAGUUUGGGAACAUCAUCCUGGCCAACAUCCCCCGCGUCGGCGUUCUGCAGAACGAGUGCGGCAGCGAGGACAGGACGCACGCCCUCCCGUCCGGCGGCGCACCCGACUACCUGUGGUUCAGCGCCAAGAACGUCAUGAGCGGCGCCAUCGAGAACUUCGAGCUCGACGACAGCUGCGACGGCCUGUUCGACACGGUCGAGGCCGACGAUCUUGGCCUGGUGCUCCUGCCCACUGGCCUCAACGAGGAUUCGCCCUUCGUGGACCCGCGCCCCUUGCCCAACAGCGUCGCCUUCGAGGACCUUGAUGACGUCCCGUCCGACGACUUCUUCGAGUCCGUGCCGUACAAAGGCGCCUUCGGGCAGGAGAUGUGGCUGGCGGGAUGGUCGUGGCUGAGCGACGCCGGCAAGAUCCCCAACGACAUCUGGGGCCCCACCGUGUCGGGGGACAUCACCGAGGACACCACCUGGCCCGCAAACGACACCAUCCUCAUGACCGGCCAGGUCUUCGUCAAGUCGGGCGCAACCCUGAAGAUUGAGGCCGGCGCCACCGUCUGGGCGUACGGUGAUGAUGGCACCGGCAAGGCGCCGGCGCUGAUUGUGGAGAGGGGUGCCAAGGUCGAGGCCAAGGGUACGGCCGCGGACCCCGUCACCUUCACCUCUGCGGCUCAUCCCGACGCUCUGCCCGCACGCGGCAUGUGGGGGGGCCUCAUCGUUCUGGGUAAUGCGCCCGUCUCCGGUGGCGAGGCCGAGGUCGAGGGCAUCCGCGGCGUGAAGUACGGUGGAGAUGACCCGGCUGACAAUUCCGGCACACUCUCCCAUGUGCGAGUCUGGUAUGGCGGCUCCGUCAUCGGCGAGAACAACGAGAUCAACGGCAUCACCUUCGCCGGUGUGGGCAGCGGCACCGCCGUGGACCACAUCGAAGUCGCGUUCAACCUGGACGACGGUGUGGAGUUCUUUGGCGGCUCCGUGAACGCCAAGUACGUGUCCGUCCUGUUCGUCGGCGACGACGCCGUGGACACUGACCUGGGCUACAACGGCAAGCUGCAGUUCGUCUUCGUCGUCGUCGAUCUCACCGGCCACCACGGCACGGAGAUGGACUCCCAGGUCGGCAACGAGCAGCCGCGCUCCUUCCCCCAGAUGUACAACGCCCUCUUUGUCGGCUCCGUCUCCGCCAACCCCAAGCCCGUAUCAUCCGACGACCGCCUAGAGGCCAUGAUGCGCCUCCGCGAGAACACCGGUGGGGAGUUUGCGAACGUCGUGAUGGUCAACAUCCCCAGGGCUGGCGUCCUCCAGACGGACUGCGGCAAUGAGGUCCGCACCCACGACCAGUCGGAGGCGGAGGCCGCCGGCGCGCCCAACUACCUCUGGUUCUCCUCCAACAACGUCAUCAACACCGUCGGAUCCGGCGUGCAGUUCGACCUCGAGGAUGGCUGCGACGGAUUCACGGAGGUUGAUGACACCCCCGCCGAGCUGCAGCUCAUCCCCACGGACGCCGAGUCCACGGAGAUGUACGACCCGCGCCCCACGCCGGACUCCCCGCUGCUGACCGCCUCCUCGGUGGACCCCUUCCCCGACGACGGAUUCUUCGAGCAGGUCGGCUUCAGGGGCGCCUUCUCCGCGGACGCCGACGACCUGUGGAUUGCGGACUGGUCGUGGCUGGCGGAGAACGGGAACUUGGCCGUCUAA
Ostreobium quekettii is the source of this 3867-nucleotide messenger RNA. The record is from the annotation of a GenBank genome assembly. Lineage: Eukaryota; Viridiplantae; Chlorophyta; Ulvophyceae; Bryopsidales; Ostreobiaceae.